This is a messenger RNA of Diospyros lotus (date-plum), 3370 nucleotides long. RefSeq lists its product as uncharacterized. The record is from RefSeq and is a predicted model, not a curated record. NCBI's taxonomy places the organism in Eukaryota, Viridiplantae, Streptophyta, Magnoliopsida, Ericales, Ebenaceae. Gene Ontology annotation, molecular function: GTPase activator activity. Gene Ontology annotation, biological process: activation of GTPase activity. The coding region runs from base 620 to 3169 and encodes 849 amino acids. The transcript is spliced from 5 exons.
CUCUCUCUCUCUCUCUCUCUCUCUCUCUAUAUAUAUAUACAGGCAAGAAAAUCACAGAGAAAAUACAGCUGGAAGGGAAGGGAAGGGAAGGAAGAGAAGAGGGAAGGGGAAACUGAGAACUCCAGGAGCAGCCACAGAGCCAGGUUCAGUUCAGGAGAGGAGAUUGAUUACGCAGGCGCUUUCUCUAUCUUCAUCUCUAUUGGGUUUUUGUUUGUUUUUCCUUUUUUCUUUAUGGACAAAAUCGCUUGACCUCUGUUGUCGUACACAGAUUCCGGCCAUUUCUCUUCCUUCUCCACUUCUCUCAAUUCUCUCUCCCCCCCCCCCCCCCCCCCGGGUAAUUCACCAGCUUCCAUACGUCAAUUCUCUCUCUCUCUGAUUCCGGUCUUGGCUUCAUCCAUAUCUUCCGACUCCAAAAAUAUUCAAUCCUUGUAUUACUCCGAAACUUACCUACUACUCCGCGUCUUUCUCUUUCUCUAUAGUUAUAUACCCACAUUUAUAGAUUCUUCUCUUUGAUCUUACCUCUUCACUCUUAGUUGUUCUCUCUCUCUCUCUCUCUCUCUCUCCUGUUUUCGGGAAAUUGUACAGGUUCUGAAUAGGUUUGGGCAAUUGGGUUCCAGAGAUGUCGCCGGCGGCUCCGAUCGAGGGGACAGCGGUGGGAACUUGGUCGUCCUCCAAGGUCGUGUCUUCACCGGAGGGAUCUGACAGCGUCAGCCGCCGUUUUUCUGAUCUAAGAGGGGUGCGGUGGCGUAUUGAUUUGGGAAUUUUACCUUCUUUGUCUUCCUCCUCAAUUGACCAUCUUCGUCGUGUGACCGCUGAUUCUCGUCGGAGAUAUGCUGGUUUGAGGAGACGCCUACUGGUUAAUCCACAUAUACCCAAGGAUGGCCCCAAUUCUCCAAGUCUUGUUAUGGAUAAUCCGCUGUCACAAAAUCCAGAUAGCAUGUGGGGUCGCUUCUUUCGAAGUGCUGAACUAGAGCGAAUGGUUGACCAAGAUUUGUCUCGUUUAUAUCCUGAACAUGGAACCUAUUUCCAGACACCAGGGUGCCAAAGCAUGUUGAGACGAAUUUUGUUGCUAUGGUGUCUUAGACAUCCAGAGCAUGGGUACAGACAAGGCAUGCAUGAGCUCUUAGCUCCUCUGCUAUAUGUUCUGCAUGCGGAUGUGGAGCAUCUUUCUCAAGUGCGAAAGCUUUAUGACGACCACUUCAUCGAUAAAUUUGAUGGCUUCACAUUUCACGAAAAUGAUUUGACAUAUAAUUUUGAUUUUAAGAAAUUUACUGGGCCCAUAGAAGAUGGGAAUGGCUCACAAAAGUGUCCACCGAAGAUUAGCAACCUUGAUGAACUUGAUCCUAGGAUACAAGAUAUUAUAUUGCUAAGCGAUGCUUAUGGGGCAGAAGGUGAAUUGGGAAUUGUCUUGUCUGAGAAAUUUAUGGAGCAUGAUGCUUAUUGUAUGUUUGAUGCUUUGAUGAAUGGAACUGGUGGUGCAGUUGCCAUGGCAGAAUUCUUCUCACCUUCACCUACCACUGGCUCUCAUACUGGAUUACCUCCUGUUAUUGAAGCUUCAUCUGCGUUGUACCAUUUGCUUUCUAUUGUUGAUACGUCUCUUCAUGGUCACCUUGUUGAGCUUGGGGUGGAACCUCAAUACUUUGCUCUCCGCUGGCUACGUGUUUUAUUUGGGCGUGAAUUCUUACUCGAAGAUCUGUUAUUAAUCUGGGAUGAAAUAUUUGCAUGUGAUAACAGUAAAUUACCUAAAUUUGCUGAUGAUACUGCAUCCAGCGUUGGGGUCCUCAAUUCACAUAGAGGAGCAUUCAUCUCAGCCUUUGCAGUUUCAAUGAUACUUUACAUCAGAUCUUCCCUACUUGCCACUGAGAAUGCUACUUCUUGUCUUCAGAGAUUACUGAACUUUCCAGCUGACAUAAAUCUGGAUAAACUAAUAGUGAAGGCAAAAACACUGAAGGUUCUAUCACUGGAUGCUAACAACUCAAUGCUAUUGCCAACACAUUAUGGGGCCUUUGACCAAAGUAAGCCACUGCUCGGAAGAGGUCAGAGCCUUUCGUCUGGUUCUGUUUCUCCUAGAACACCUCUGAGUUUGGUACCUGAGAGCUAUUGGGAAGAGAAGUGGAGAGAUCUGCACAAGGCAGAAGAACUUAAGCAAAGUAGUCCGCAAAAGGUAGUUCCUAACCGCAAAAACAGUUGGUCAGAAAAAGUAAGAUUGAGUCUAUCUAGAACAGAAUCUGCUCCCUCACCAUCAAAGGUUUAUCGCAGAGAAAGUGAACCUAAAGUCUCUGUCAGGAGAAAUUUGCUGGAGGACUUGUCCCGACAGCUUGGAUUGGAGGAAGAUUCAGAGAAAGUAGGUGGUAGUGAAGAUUUAGGGUUGAAAGAACCUACAUCUGAAAAAGUUGAGGUGCAUUUGCAAGAUGGUACUGAUAAGAAUUCUUGCCCAGCCGAGGAGAGAUGUUUGAGUGGCAAUGCUGCCAGUGAAGAGAACUCUUCUAUUUUCUCAGAUUCUCAAAGCGCUAAUGACCAUGAACACCAAUCAGAGAGAAGCAGUGCUGCAUCCAAUGCAUCCCUUGAUGAAAAUGAUGAUGACUCAUACAGGACCCAUGGGGAAGACUCACCUCUUAUAGUCUCAGAUUCAACUGAGGACAGUGCUUCAAAAUCUGAAUCAAUUACAGACUGUGCAGGGAAAACAAUAGCUACUCUGGAUUUUCCAGCUAAUAAAUCUCUGAAAUCUGGACAGGAUGAGGAAACGGUGGGAAAACCAGUGACAGUUAUGAAGGAAAGGAAGAUUCUGUUUGGUAAAUUCCAGUGGCUAUGGAAUUUUGGACGGAGUAGUGGUGAGGGGACACCUGAAAGAGUUCCCUCAGAUGCUACAAAAGCUCCCAAUGGUGAAUAUGAUCAGAAUGGUACAGCAACCACUUUGUCGGUUAAUGAAUCUAGUAACUCUUCUUUAAGUGGUGAACAUGAUCAGAGUAGUAACUCUUCCCUAAGGAAUCUUGGUCACUCCAUGCUCGAGAAUAUUCAGGUAAUCGAGUCUGUUAUCCAGCAGGAGCGAGGCCAAGUGGGAGCUCUAGAAAACUUCUCUAGAAAUAUUCUUGUAGGCAAAGGACAAGUUACAGCCAUGGCAGCUCUCAUGGAGCUUAGGAAAAUUAGCAACCUUUUGUCAGAGACGUGAGGUUGAAACUAGAAACUAUUUAUUUAUUAUAGUAAAUAACCUGUACAUAGAUUUUGUAUUUACUAUUAUUACUCUUUUAAGUGCCAAAUAAGUGAAUAAUCUCGUCGGGUCUCAGUCUUUACAUCUUAUUAGAGAUGUCAUGUGGGAAUACUGCUUCGGCGUGGAACUAUUGCGCAAUAAUAUGGAUUCUUUAUGCAUACA